UGAGCCCUCCCUGCCUCUCCCAGAGCCAGGUCCGUCGGUCCUCGGGAAAUGCUACUACCACGAUUGCAAUUGUCGCGCACGCCUUCGCCAGUCAGACUGCUCUACCACUGUUGGGCCCGGGUCCGAAGACGCAUCACCCAGAGUGGAAACAUGCAGCCAGGAGUGGCUCUGCAGGCUGUGCUGCUGGCGGUGCUGCUGGCGGGGCCACGGGGCGUGAAAAGUCGCCUUCUGAGCGGGCAGCUGGUUUGCCGGGGAGGGACACAGAGGCCUUGUUAUAAAGUCAUUUAUCUCCAUGAUGCUUCUCGAAGACUGAACUUUGAGGAAGCCAAAGAAGCCUGCAGGAGGGAUGGGGGCCACCUAGUCAGCAUCGAAUCUGGAGAUGAGCAGAGAUUGAUAGAAAAGUUCAUUGAAAACCUCUCAGCAUCUGAUGGUGAUUUCUGGAUUGGACUCAGAAGGCAUGAAGAGAAGAGAAGCAACAGCACAGCCUGCCAAGACCUUUAUGCUUGGACUGAUGGCAGCAUGUCAAAAUUUAGGAACUGGUAUGUGGAUGAGCCUUCCUGUGGUAGUGAAGUCUGUGUAGUCAUGUACCAUCAGCCUUCAGCACCUGCUGGCAUUGGGGGCCCCUACAAGUUCCAGUGGAAUGAUGACCGAUGCAACAUGAAGAACAACUUUAUUUGCAAAUAUUUUGAUGAGAAACCAACAGCUCCUUCCACAAGACCUGGAGGUGAAAGAACAGAGCCAGCAACACCCACAAUUCCAGAGGAAACACAGAAAGAAGAUGCCAAAGAAACAUUUAAAGAAAGUAAAGAAGCUUCCUUGAAUCUUGCCUACAUCCUAAUCCCCAGCAUUCCCCUUCUCCUCCUCCUUGUGGUCACCACAGUCAUAUGUUGGGUUUGGAUCUACAGAAGGAGGACACGGGAACAGGCAGACCCUAGCAUAAAAGGAAAACACAACAUCUGGCCCUCUCCUCACCAAGAACACAGCCCAGACCUAGAGGUUUACAAUGUCAUAAGAAAACAAAGUGAAGCCGAUUUAGCUGAGCCCCGGCCAGACCUGAAGAACAUUUCAUUCCGGGUGUGUUCAGGAGAAGCCACUCCUGACAACAUGUCUUGUGACUAUGACAACAUAGCUGUGAACCCUUCAGAAAGCGGGUUUGUGACUAUGGCAAGUGUGGAAAGUGGAUUUGUAACCAAUGACAUUUAUGAGUUCUCCCCUGACCAAAUGGGGAGGAGCAAGGAAUGCAGAUGGGUAGAAAAUGAAAUAUAUGGUUACUAGGACACAUGAAAAAAAAAUUUGAACUGAUAAGAAUGGAAAAUAUAUAAGAAGAAAAUUCUCCUAUUUUCUAUAAAGGGAAGUACUCAGAAUGUCUAUGAAAAUGCUCAGAUCAGGUCCUGGGGGUGAGCAUGUGAUCCCCACUAACCCCUGUUGGGUUCCCAAGUUCUGGCUUUAUCCCUUGUCCCAGCCUCUUUCUCACCCAGCGGGACCUUAUGAAAAAGCACCUUGGGGGCUGGGAUUGUGGCUCAGUGGUAGAGCGCUUGCCUAGCAUGUGUGAGGCACUGGG
Marmota flaviventris (yellow-bellied marmot) is the source of this 1561-nucleotide messenger RNA. It is a transcript of the gene Layn, whose product is annotated as layilin. NCBI's taxonomy places the organism in Eukaryota, Metazoa, Chordata, Mammalia, Rodentia, Sciuridae. The record is from RefSeq and is a predicted model, not a curated record. Gene Ontology annotation, cellular component: cytoplasm. Gene Ontology annotation, biological process: positive regulation of axonogenesis.